AUGCAAAUAGAGCUCUCCACCUGUUUCUUUGUGUGUAUUUUACAAUUGAGCUUUAGUGCCACCAGAAGAUACUACCUGGGUGCAGUGGAACUGUCCUGGGACUAUAUGCACAGUGACCUGCUCAGUGAGCUGCAUGUGGACACAAGAUCUCCUCCUAGAAUGCCAAGAUCUUUUCCAUUCAACACUUCAGUCAUAUACAAAAAGACUGUGUUUGUAGAGUUCACGGAUCAACUUUUCAACAUCGUCAAGCCCAGGCCACCCUGGAUGGGUCUGCUGGGUCCUACCAUCUGGGCUGAGGUUCAUGACACAGUGGUCAUUACACUUAAGAACAUGGCUUCUCAUCCUGUCAGUCUUCAUGCUGUUGGUGUAUCUUACUGGAAAGCUUCUGAGGGAGCUGAAUAUGAUGAUCAGACCAGCCAAAGGGAGAAAGAAGAUGAUAAAAUCUUUCCUGGUGAGAGUCAUACCUAUGUCUGGCAGGUCCUGAAAGAAAAUGGUCCAAUGGCCUCUGACCCACCAUGUCUCACCUACUCAUAUCUUUCUCAUGUGGACUUGGUGAAAGACCUGAAUUCAGGUCUGAUUGGAGCCUUGCUGGUAUGUAGAGAAGGGAGUCUGGCCAAAGAAACAACACAGAUCUUGCAUGAAUUUGUACUUCUUUUUGCUGUAUUUGAUGAAGGAAAAACUUGGCACUCAGGAACUCCAGCUAUGGAUUCUGCAUCUGCUCAGGCAUGGCCUAAAAUGCACACAGUCAAUGGCUAUGUCAACAGGUCUCUGCCAGGUCUGAUUGGAUGCCACAGAAAACAGGUGUACUGGCAUGUGAUUGGAAUGGGCACCACCCCUGAAGUACAUUCAAUAUUCCUUGAAGGUCACACAUUUCUUGUGAGGAAUCAUCGUCAGGCUUCCUUGGAGAUCUCACCAAUAACUUUCCUCACUGCUGAGACACUCUUGAUGGACCUUGGACAGUUUUUACUUUUUUGUCAUAUCUCUUCACAUCAACAUGAUGGCAUGGAAGCUUAUAUCAAAGUUGAUAAAUGCCCAGAGGAACCCCAACUGCGGAUGAAAAAUCAUGAAGAAGAAGAAUAUUAUGAUGAUGAUGUUAAGGAUUCUGAAAUGGAUGUGUUCAGGUUUGAUGAUGACAACUCUGCUUCCUAUAUCCAAAUUCGCUCAGUUGCCAAGAAACACCCUAAAACUUGGAUACAUUAUAUUGCUGCUGAAGAGGAGGACUGGGACUAUGCACCUUCAGUUGCCACACCUGAUGACAGAAGUUAUCAAAGUCAGUAUUUGAAUAAUGGUCCUCAGCGGAUUGGUAGAAAGUACAAAAAGGUCCGAUUUAUGGCAUACACAGAUGAAACAUUCAAGACUCGUGAAACUAUGCAAUAUGAAUCAGGAAUCUUGGGACCAUUACUUUAUGGAGAAGUUGGAGACACACUGUUGAUUAUAUUUAAGAAUCAAGCAAGCCGGCCAUAUAACAUCUACCCACAUGGAAUCACUGAUGUCAGUCCUCUGCACUCAGGAAGAUUGUCAAAAGGUAUGAAACAUUUGAAGGAUUUGCCAAUUCUGCCAGGAGAAAUAUUCAAGUACAAAUGGAAAGUGACCGUAGAAGAUGGGCCAACUAAAUCAGAUCCUCGAUGCCUCACACGAUAUUACUCUAGUUUCAUUAAUCUGGACAGAGAUCUAGCUUCAGGACUCAUUGGCCCUCUCCUCAUCUGCUACAAAGAAUCUGUAGAUCAAAGAGGAAAUCAGAUGAUGUCAGACAAGAGAAAUGUCAUCCUGUUUUCUGUAUUUGAUGAGAAUCAGAGUUGGUACCUCACAGAGAAUAUGCAACGCUUUCUCCCAGAGGCAGCUGGAGUGCAGCCCCAGGAUCCAGAGUUCCAAGCCUCCAACAUUAUGCACAGUAUCAAUGGCUAUGUCUUUGACAGCUUACAGUUGUCAGUUUGUUUGCAUGAGGUGGCAUACUGGUACAUUCUAAGUGUUGGAGCACAGACUGACUUCCUAUCUAUAUUCUUCUCUGGAUAUACAUUCAAACACAAAAUGGUCUAUGAAGAUACACUUACCCUAUUCCCAUUCUCAGGAGAAACUGUCUUCAUGUCAAUGGAAAAUCCAGGUCUGUGGGUUAUAGGAUGCCACAACUCAGACUUUCGGAACAGGGGCAUGACAGCUUUACUAAAGGUUUCUACUUGUGACAGGAACAUUGGUGAUUAUUAUGAGGACAUAUAUGAAGAUAUGCCAAUACACUUGUUGAAUGAAAACAAUGGCAUUGAACCCAGAAGUUUCUCUCAGAAUUCAAGGCACGCUAGAACUCGGCAAAAGCAAUUCACAGCCACCACAAUUCCAGAAAAUGACAUGGAGAACAUUGACUCUCCACUUGGAGAGAGAAUGCAGAUGGCUAAAGUACAAAGUGUCUCUUCUAGUGAUUUGCUGAUGCUCCUGGGACAGAGUCCUACUCCACAUGGAUUAGCAUUAUCAGAUCUCCAAGAAUCUACAUAUGAAGCUGUUUCUGAUGAUAAUUCACCUGGAGCAACAGACAAUAAUGAAGACUUAUAUAAAGUGGCACACCUCACACCAGAGCUCCAUUACAGUGGGGGCAUAAUAUUUACACCUGAACCAGGACUCAAAUUAAGAUUAAAUGAGAAUUUGGAGAUAACCACACCAGUAGAGUUUAAUGAACUUGAUCUAAAAGAUUCUAGUUCAUCACAUAACCUAAUGACUCCACCAACAAUUCCAUCAGACAACUUAGCAGGAACUGAAAAGUCAGGUUCCUUAGGAUCCCCAAAUAUGCCAGUUCAUGUUGAUAGUCAAUUAGGCACCGCUAUAUUGGAUAAAAAACUCUCCAUCGUUAUUGAUUCUGGUAUACCUCUGAAUUUGAAUGAAAGAAAUAAUAAUCCCAUGUUAUUAGAGGUAGAUUUAAUGAACAAUCAAGAAAGUUCACUGGGGAAAAAUAUAUCAAUGGACAGUGAUAAGUUAUUUAAAGAGAAAAGAGUUCAUGAAUCUGCUUCAUUGACCAAAGAUAAUGCUCCCUUCAAAGUUCCUAUCUCUUUGUUAAAGACAAACAAGUUAUCUCAUAACUCAACAACUACUAAAGAGACCCACACUGAUGGCCCAACAUUAUUUAUUGAGAAUAGUACAUCAGUCUGGCAAAAUAUUAUAUUAGAAAAUGAUACUGAGUUUCAAGAAGUGACAUCUUUGAUUUAUGAUGAAAUGCUUAUGAGUAAAAAUACUACAGCUUUGAGGCUAAAUCAUGAGUUAAAUAAAAAUACUUCAUCAGAAGAUGUGAAAAUGGUCCAUCAAAAAAAAGAAGGUCUUGUGACUCCAGAUGCAGAAAAUCCAGAUAUGUCAUUCUUCAAGAUACUGUUAUUGCCAGACUCACCAAAUUGGUUUAAGAGGACCUAUGGAAAGAACUCUCUGAACUCUGCUCAGGGGCCUGGUCCAAAGAAAUUAAUAUCCUUAGGAUCAGGAAAAUCUGUGAAAGAUGAGAAUUUCUUAUCUGAGAAAAAUAAAGUAGCAGUGGGAGAGGAUGCAUUUACAAAAGACACAGGACUCAAAGAGAUGAUUCUUCCAAGCAACGGGAGUAUGUUUGUUACUAACUUGACUAAUGUCUGGGAAAAUGAUACCCACAAUCAAGAAAAGAAUUUUCAGGAAGAGGUAGAAAAGAAGGAAGAAUUAGUCCAAGAGAAUGUAGUUAUGCCUCAGGUGUAUACAAUGAAUGGCACCAAGAAUUUUCUGAAAAAACUUUUCUUGGUGAGCACUAGUCAAAACAUAGGUCUAGAUGACACCAGGCCAUUAAAUGAUUCAGUAAAUAGAGCAGAUAUUCAGAUCACUCACUUUUCAAAAAGAAAGGAAGAAGAGGAAGAUAACUUGAAAGGCUUGGGAAAUCAAACAAAGCAAAUGGUAGAUAAAUAUUCAAGCACCACAAGAAUGUCUCCUAAUUUAAGUCAGCACAAUGCUAUCAAUGAACGUGGUAAGCAAGCUUUGAAACAAUUUACACACUCACUAGAAGAAAUAGAAAUUGAAAGGGGAAUAAGUGUGGAUGAUACCUCAACCCAACAGUCCAAAAACACAAAAUAUUUGACCCAAAGUGCCCUCACACAGAUGAACUGCAAUGAAAAGAAAAAGGUUGUUACUCAAUCUCCUACAUCGGAUGGCCCAUUGAGGAGUCAUAACAUCAUCCACAUGAAUGGUUCUGUGUUACCCACUGCAAAUCUAUCAGUAUUUCCAUCUAUUAGACCUACAGAUCUGACCAAGAUCCCAUCCCAGAAUAACUCGCCUCAUCUUCUAACACCAGCCUAUAAUUAUAAAUUUAUGGAGAGAAGUCCUGGAGUCCAAAAAAACAAUCAUUUAUUACAAGACGCCAAAAAAAAUAACCUUUCAUUAGCCAUCUUACCCUUAGAGGUGGUCAGAGAUCAAGAAAAGGUUGGCUCCCUGGGAACAAGUGCCACAAACUCAGUCAUGUACAAGAAAUUUGAUAACGUGGUACUCUUGAAACCAGGCUUGCCUGAAGCAUCUAGCAAUGUUGAGUUGCUUCCUAAAGUUCCCAUUCAUCAGGAAGACCUUUUCUCUGAAGUAACUAGUAAUGGGUCUCCUGAUCACCUAGAUCUAGUGGAAGAGAGCCUUCAGAAAACACAGGGAGCUGUUAAAUGGAAUAAAGUAAACAGACCUGGAAAAGUACUCUUUCUGAAAGAGGCAGCAGAAAACCCUGAAAAGACUCCCUCCAAGCUGAUGAUGCCUCUUGUUUGGGACAACCAAUAUGUUACUCAGACACCAAAAAAAGAGUGUAAAUCCCAAGAGAAGUCACCUAAAAACACAGAUUUUAAGACAAAGGACAGCAUUUUGUCCCUGACUCCUUGCGAAAACAAUUAUGCAAUAGAAACAAUGAAUGAGGGACAAGAUAGGCUCCCAAGAGAAGCCAGCUGGGCAAAGCAAGGAGGAACUGGAAGUUUGUGCUCUCAAAACCCAUCAGAUUUGAUACACCAAGAAAGGAAAAUAACCCUUACUACCAUUCAAUCACAGCAAGAAGAAAUUUACUAUGAUGAUACCAUCUCAUCUGAAAUAAAGAGGGAAGAUUUUGACAUUUAUGGUGAGGAUGAAAUCCAGGGUCCCCGCAGCUUUCAAAAGAGAACACGACACUAUUUUAUUGCUGCAGUGGAGCGGCUUUGGGAUUAUGGAAUGAGUACAUCCCCCCAUGCUCUAAGAAACAGUGUUCAGUUCAAGAAGGUGGUUUUCCAGGAAUUUACUGAUGGCUCAUUCACUCAGCCCUUAUAUCGUGGAGAACUAAAUGAACACUUAGGAAUCUUGGGGCCAUAUAUAAGAGCAGAAGUUGAAGAUAAUAUUGUGGUCACUUUCAAAAAUAUGGCUUCUCGUCCCUACUCCUUCUACUCUAGCCUCAUUUCUUAUAAGGAUGAUCAGAGACAAGGAGCCGAACCUAGGAAAAACUUUGUCAAGCCUAAUGAAACCAAAACUUACUUUUGGGAAGUGCAACAUCAUAUGGCACCCACUAAAGAUGAGUUUGACUGCAAGGCCUGGGCUUAUUUCUCUGAUGUUGAUCUGGAAAAAGAUAUGCACUCAGGCUUGAUUGGGCCCCUUCUCAUCUGUCAUACUAACACACUGAACCCUGCUCAUGGAAGACAAGUGACUGUGCAGGAAUUUGCUCUGUUUUUCACUAUCUUUGAUGAGACUAAGAGCUGGUACUUCACUGAAAACAUGGAAAGGAACUGCAGGGCCCCCUGCAACAUCCAGACAGAAGACCCUACUUUUAAAGAGAAUUAUCGCUUCCAUGCAAUUAAUGGCUAUGUGAUGGAUACACUCCCUGGCUUAGUGAUGGCUCAGGAUCAAAGGAUCCGAUGGUAUCUGCUCAGCAUGGGCAGCAAUGAAAACAUCCAUUCUAUUCAUUUCAGUGGGCAUGUGUUCACUGUUCGGAAAAAAGAAGAAUAUAAAAUGGCAGUGUACAACCUCUACCCAGGUGUUUUUGAAACAGUGGAAAUGCUACCAUCCAAAGCUGGAAUUUGGCGCGUAGAAUGCCUUAUUGGCGAGCACCUACAUGCUGGGAUGAGCACUCUUUUUCUGGUGUACAGCAAGAAUUGUCAGAUUCCCCUGGGGAUGGCUUCUGGACACAUUCAAGAUUUUCAGAUUACAGCUUCAGGACAAUAUGGACAGUGGGCCCCAAAGUUGGCCAGACUUCAUUAUUCUGGAUCAAUCAAUGCCUGGAGCACCAAAGAUCCCUUUUCCUGGAUCAAGGUGGAUCUGUUGACACCAAUGAUUAUUCAUGGCAUCAAGACCCAGGGUGCCCGUCAGAAGUUCUCCAGCCUCUACAUCUCUCAAUUUAUCAUCAUGUAUAGUCUUGAUGGGAAGAAAUGGCAGACUUACAGAGGAAAUUCCACUGGCACAUUAAUGGUCUUCUUUGGCAAUGUGGAUUCAUCUGGGAUAAAACACAACAUUUUUAACCCUCCAAUUAUUGCUCAGUAUAUUCGUUUGCACCCAACUCAUUAUAGCAUCCGUAGCACGCUUCGCAUGGAGUUGAUAGGCUGUGAUUUAAAUAGUUGCAGCAUGCCAUUGGGAAUGGAAAGUAAAGCAAUAUCAGAUUCACAAAUUACUGCUUCAUCUUACUUCACCAAUAUGUUUACAACCUGGUCUCCUUCAAAAGCCAGACUUCACCUCCAGGGAAAGACUAAUGCCUGGAGACCUCAGGUGAAUAAUCCAAAAGAGUGGCUGCAAGUGGACUUGCGGAAGACAAUGAAAGUCACAGGAAUCACCACCCAGGGAGUUAAGUCUCUCCUUACCAGCAUGUAUGUAACGGAGUUCCUCAUCUCCAGCAGUCAAGAUGGCCAUCAUUGGACUCUUGUUCUUCAGAAAGGCAAGUUAAAGGUUUUUAAAGGAAAUCAAGACUCCUUCACACCUGUAUUGAACUCUCUAGACCCACCACUGUUGACUCGUUAUCUCAGAAUUCACCCCAAGAGCUGGGUCCACCAGAUUGCCCUGAGGCUGGAGGUUCUGGGCUGUGAAGCACAGCAGCUCUACUGA
Molecule: messenger RNA, 7011 nt
Organism: Oryctolagus cuniculus (rabbit)
Lineage: Eukaryota; Metazoa; Chordata; Mammalia; Lagomorpha; Leporidae
Gene: F8
Product: coagulation factor VIII
Cellular component (GO): plasma membrane
Molecular function (GO): signaling receptor activity; copper ion binding; oxidoreductase activity
Source: RefSeq, marked provisional